AUGUCCCAGAAGCCGAGUAUCGUUUCGAAGGAGGAGCUGGAGGGUCGCGAUGCGAAGUGGGUCAGCUUGAAGAAGUUGAACUGGAAGGACCAUACCGGUCGGGAGAGGGUCUGGGAGGUCGCUGAGAGGCGAACGAGAGGAUCUUCAGGACUAGAUGCCGUCGCCAUUCUUGCCGUUAUCCGCUCCAAAAUCAACGCAUUCCCUGCCUCAACAGUCAUAAUCGAACAAUACCGCCCCCCAAUGGACGCCUUCAUUAUCGAACUCCCUGCGGGCCUCGUCGACGCCUCCGAAUCGCCCGAACAAGCCGCCCUGCGCGAGCUCGAAGAAGAGACCGGCUACAAGAGCACCACCGUCCUCGAGUCCUCCUCCAUCCUCGCCAGCGAUCCCGGCAUGACGACCGCCAAUAUGAAACUGGUCACUGUGGACGUGCUGUUGGAGGAUGGGUUGGAGUAUCCGGAGCAGAAGCUGGAUGAGGGGGAGGCGAUUGUGAAGAGGGUUGUCGAGUUGAAGGGGUUGUAUAAGGAGUUAAAAGAAUACGAGAAGAAGGGCUUCAUGAUCGACGCGCGACUCAACCACUUCGCAACAGGCCUCGAGAUGGCAGAACGUCUCAAGGGUUCCUUAUGA
This is a messenger RNA of Peniophora sp. CBMAI 1063, 624 nucleotides long. The record is from the annotation of a GenBank genome assembly. Lineage: Eukaryota; Fungi; Basidiomycota; Agaricomycetes; Russulales; Peniophoraceae.